UCCACUCACACUCCUACCAUCAUCUCCACACCUCCCACGGACAGAUGCUCAUCUGGAGCCACUUGGCUUCUGAGCAGCAGCAGCAGCAGCAGCAGACGUAUCACACUCGCCAUCAUCGCCAUCAGCCUCACCUCCCCCUCCACCACCUCCACCAACAGCCGCCCACCAUGACCAUCCGCUCGCGCUCACAGCAAGAGCUUCGAGACAGCCCCCCUCCUUAUACCAUGGCUGCUGACAACUACAGCGCCGACGUCAAACAAUCCUUGGACAAUGAUCGUAUCGACGCAAAGGGCUCGGCACUGCUCCCCUACUCCGCAUCGCAGCGUACAACACCACCACCUCGGAGAUACAUGGGCCUACGCACUCUGCUCCUCCUCCUCAGCCUGUCUGCUGGGUUCACCUACUACACCCUGUCCAGCACACCCGACACUUCCGUCUACGGCGAAGAAGUCAACUUUCACUCUUGGUCUGCGUCCCUGUCUUGGAAGAACAAGGGGCAUCACUCACACUCGCAAUCCAAGUCCCACUCUCAUUCCUGGUGGAAGUCGCUCACUGGAGCAUCUUCCCACCAUCAAUGUCCCCAUCGUGCGAGAGUACAGCGUACAGUCAACGGCAUGCUUGAGGCGCUUCAUGCUAAAGCUGCCUUUGCUGAGCACAUGGUGGAUGCCGGCGACAUCGACAGCCCCUCCUCAAGCAAUGCAACACUGCACACCACCAUGCCAGACGUCGCCAAAUACCUCGAGGAGCAAUUUCUCAGCGUGCCUGACCCCAAGAGCGCACGCGCAGCAUUGAAGAAUUACACAAGUCGCCUGCACGUAGCGGGUACAGAUCAUGACUACCAGUCUGCUCUACAGAUCCAGCAAGAAUGGGCAGAGCUACUCGGUGCUCCCAAAGUCGACGACCCUACAGCGCUCCUCUUUGACGCUGGUUCACCCGAGAGUAUCCAUUACCUCACCGGAGAUUGGACCGCAAGCGGCAACAAGGCCCGAGUCUGGACAGACACCUACUAUGUCUGGCUCAAUUAUCCCAAGAACUCGUCACUCUCGCUCUCCCGUCCGGGUGGCGAAGUUGCCUUCACCGCUAAUCUGUCGGAGGACGUCAUCAAAGAAGAUCCAACCAGCUCUCAGGGCAACCAGCCUUUCCAUGGCUACAGCAAGCCAGGCUCAGCAUCUGGACCCAUCGUGUACGCUGGCCUGUGUACCAUCGAUGACUUCGCUGCCCUCAAGAAGAAAGGCGUCAAGGUCGAAGGGGCCAUCACGCUCUGCAGAUACGGAGGUCCCUUCCGAGGUCUCAAGGUACGUGCCUCUGCUGAUGCCGGGGCAGUUGGUACACUCAUCUACAGCGACCCUCUUGAGGACGGCAACGUGACCGAAGCCAAUGGUUAUAAGCCUUACCCACAUGGUCCAGCUCGGCAACCCCAUUCCGUCCAGCGAGGCAGCGUACAAGCUCUGAGCUUCUAUCCCGGAGACCCAGGAACACCAGGCGAGCCUAGCUACAAGAAUGCAACGCGCCUCGAUCCUGAAGAAGCCGACUCCCUUCCCAAGAUCCCCAGCCUUCCCAUCAGUUACUCGAAUGCCAAACCUCUUCUGGAGGCCCUCGUGGGGCACGGCGUCAAUACUGCCGAGCUGGAAUCCAAGGAUUCUCUGUGGGUGGGCAAGGUACCAGGCGUGGAAGAAUACUGGUCUGGCCCAAGCGAGAUGGUCGCCUCGAUGGAGAACAACAUGACGUCCAUUGAGUCAAAGGCCAUCUGGAACACCUACGCCUUCAUCCCAGGGCUCAUUUCGGACGAGACCGUAAUCACCGCUGUGCACCGAGAUGCUUGGACUUUUGGUGGGGCAGAUCCCUCCAGCGGUACAGCCGCGAUGCACGAGCUCGUUGCUGGUCUCGGACAUCUCACCAAUGAGUACCACUGGAGACCUAUGAGGAACAUUCUCAUCGCCAGCUGGGACGCAGAAGAGUACGGUCUGGUCGGCAGCACCGAAUUUGGCGAAGAUUAUGCACAAUGGCUCCGGGAGCAUGCGGUGGCCUACUUCAACACAGACGUGGCAGCUGCCGGCUCCUGGCUGAGGAUGGGAGCUUCUCCUUCGCUAGCACAGCUGUACAGAGAUGUAGCCAAGAGCGUUGAGGAUCCAAACUCCAAAGACGAGGCCAGCCCCAAGCUCAACAUCACCAAAGUAGGCCCUCUGGGUUCAGGUUCAGACUACUCUGUCUUCUUGCAGCACCUUGGUAUCCCCUCGUCCGACAUUGGAUUCGCCUACAGUGCCCGGGACGGAGAUGCAGUGUACCACUACCACUCCAACUACGACUCCUUCUACUACAUGGAUCACUUUGGCGACCCGGGCUUCAAGCGCAUCACCACGAUUGCCAAGGUUCUUGGACUAGCUACCUGGCGUAUGUCCCAGAGUCUCUUCCUGCAGCUCGAUGUCGGCGAGUAUGUCUCGGUGAUUGGGGAGUACAUCGAUGAGGUGCAGGCCAAAUUCAACAAAGCCAAAAGGGACGGACCGCUCGGAAAGGGAACAAGUCGGUCCAGUGGAAGGUGGCAAGGUUGUCAUCAUGCGCUCUUCAAGGACCUCAAGAGCUCUCAUGCAAGGCUACAAGCCGCUACCAAGGAACUAUAUGACGAGAAGGCUCAAGUCGAGAAGGAGCUCCGGGAUCUGGCUGGCGAUCACACCUACUCUGCCUCUGAACCUAUGUCUGGCCCUGGACUUGGCGAUGCCGUCCUCUCCGACGUAUCUUCAACACCAUCCGACCUUCCGAGCGAAGCCCACUUCAGCCUCUCUCGCCUUGCCGAACUCUCCUCUUCAUCUCUCCCGCAGCCCUCCCCCUUGCCCGCCCUUCUGGCCCGCGUCGCCAGCAUCAACCGCUCGCUACGCCUCUUCGAGCAGACCUUCAUUUCUCCCUCGGGACUCAAAGACCGUCCGUGGUACAAGAGUCUGCUCGUCGGACCUGGCAGGUGGAGAGGCUAUGGUGCUACACCCCUGCCAGGGUUGAUGGAAGCCAUUGUCCUUGACGGAGACUGGGACGAGGUGAUUUCUGAGGCGAAGAGGUUGGAGGAGGCGAUGAGGAGGGCUGGUAAGGUGCUCAAGAGGGGAGCUGGUCCGAAGAAGGGGAGCAAAGGGGGACGAAAGUGAGGGGGGGGGGUUAGAUCGCGAGGAAGAGCUUAGCGAGAUAGAUGAUGACAGGGAAAGGUAAAGAAGCCAGCGGUGGCCGUCGGACCUUCCUGCUGCGACUCGAUUCCUCUUGUGCUUCGAUAAUGAUGACAUUCUCAAUUCAUCGGGUUCUGCCGCUCCUGUCUCU
Molecule: messenger RNA, 3297 nt
Organism: Microstroma glucosiphilum
Lineage: Eukaryota; Fungi; Basidiomycota; Exobasidiomycetes; Microstromatales; Microstromataceae
Product: Zn-dependent exopeptidase
Exons: 2
Coding region: 168-3131 (987 amino acids)
Molecular function (GO): carboxypeptidase activity
Source: RefSeq, a predicted model, not a curated record